CUCGGCUCGGUCAGUUACGCGAGUACCAGCGAGCGUUCCGCGUGUCCCGAGUUCGAACCUCGCAGCCGAUGCGUUCCUCGCGAUAAUACGAAGUCACCCGCAGCAAUCGGAACCGGGACUGGGACCGGGACCGGGACCGCGAGCGUUCCCGACCACUCCGCUCCGUCGACGCGACCGGUUGUGCGAUUUUCACGAUUUUUGUGUGCGACGAUUGCGUGCGCCAAGAUCCAGGAUAUCAGGAUAAAGCCAGGAGUAAUGUUCCCGACGAUGCCCAACAUGCUCAGCCACUGAGCUACCACUUUUUUCUCGAGAAGAUUGGAGCGCCUGACAGCGCGGCGGGGCGGCCCCAAUGCCGGUCAGGAAGGGCCUCCUCGCCCCACAGAAUACUUUCCUAGAUACGAUCGCGACCCGCUUCGAUGGAACCCAUAGCAACUUUGUGCUGGGAAAUGCGCAGGUUCCGGCUCUCUACCCGAUCGUUUAUUGCUCCGACGGAUUCUGUGACCUGACAGGAUUCGCGCGAGCGCAAAUCAUGCAGAAGGGUUGCGCUUGCAAGUUUCUCUAUGGCCCGGAAACGAAAGAGGAGGAGAGAGCGAUGAUCGACAAGAGCCUCGAGAGCAAGACCGAGCUGAAGAUGGAGGUCGUGUUUUAUAAGAAGACGGGAACUACGUUCGAUUGCCUGCUCGACAUCGUCCCCAUCAAAAACGAGAAGGGCGACGUCGUUCUGUUCCUGGCCUCGCACAAAGACAUCACCAACACGAAGAACCUUCAGAUUUGUGAGUUACGAGAUAGUGAUGCAAAUGGCGGUCCCGAUCCCGAAGCCCCGCCGGCUAAUUACGGCAGGAGAAGGAGCCGCGCCGUCCUCUACCAGCUCUCCGGCCAUUAUAAACAGGACAAUAAGCACAAAAUUAAAUUGAACAAUAACCUUCUGCAUUCAACCGCCGCACCGUUGCCGGAAUACAAAACCACGGGCAUCAAAAAGUCCCAAUUUGUCUUGAGCCAUUACGGCGGCUUCAAGUCCUGCUGGGACUGGCUGAUACUGCUGGCGACGUUUUAUGUCGCGAUUGUCGUUCCAUUCAACGCGAGCUUCAUCAACAUCGACAGGCCUACGAUGGUCAGCGACGUCGUGGUCGAAGCACUCUUUAUAGUCGAUAUCGUUCUGAAUUUCCGCACGACCUACGUGAACCGGAAAGGCGAGGUGGUCAGCAACAGCAAAAACAUCGCUGCCAACUACAUGAAGGGCUGGUUCAUCGUCGAUCUGGUCGCGGCACUGCCCUUUGAUUUCCUUUACGCUUCGGACGUGUACAGCGGCGAGGAAUCGGGACACGGUAACAUACAUUUGGUAAAGUUGACCAGAUUGCUGAGGCUGGCGCGGUUGCUGCAAAAGAUGGACAGAUACUCGCAGUACAGCGCCGUCAUUUUGACGAUGUUGAUGCUACUUUUCAUCCUGUUGGCGCACUGGAUGGCCUGCGUAUGGUUCGUUAUCGCGGAAAAAGAAAGACUGAAAAACGACAGUGACUGGGACCUCGGUUGGCUUCACACGCUGGCGGAGAGAUUAAAGAUUUCCGUGCAAAAUGUGACUCACGCGGAAAGCUACAUCACAGCAUUGUAUUUCACUUGUAGCAGCUUAACGUCCGUAGGAUUUGGCAACGUGUCGGCCAACACGUUCUCCGAGAAGUUAUUCUCCAUUUGCGCGAUGCUUAUUGGCGCUCUGAUGCAUGCUGUGGUGUUUGGUAACGUGACGGCGAUCAUUCAAAGAAUUUACUCUAGAAGAUCGCUCUACCAAACAAAAUUGCGGGAUCUCAAGGAUUUUUUCGUAUUGCAUCAGAUACCAGACGAACUGAAACAGCGAAUGCAAGACUAUUUCCAGACCAUGUGGUCCCUGAACCACGGUAUCGACAUACACGAGACCCUCGAGCAAUUCCCCGAGGAACUGAGGGGGGACGUCUCGAUGCACCUGCAUCGCGAGAUUUUGAAUUUACCGAUAUUCGCGACCGCCUCCCAAGGUUGCCUCAAACUGCUCUCGCUACGCAUUCGGAAUAAUUUCUGCGCUCCCGGCGAAUAUCUGAUCCACAAGGGGGACGCUCUCUCCUACAUUUACUAUUUGUGCAACGGAUCGAUGGAAGUCGUGCAAAACGACAUGGUCGUGGCGAUUUUAGGGAAAGGCGACUUGGUCGGAUGCGACAUAAACGUUCACCUGCAGCACGGCAGCAACGGGGGUGGAACAGGUGGUUCCGGGUCCGCGGACGUCGUGGUCAAGUCGAGCUGCGACGUGAAAGCGCUUACUUACUGCGAUUUGAAAUGCAUACACAUGCACGGUCUGGUCGAAGUUUUGCGGCUGUACCCGGAGUAUCAGCACGAAUUUGCGCAAGACAUACAGCACGAUCUUACCUACAAUAUACGGGAAGGCUACGAGGCCGAGCAAGAAUCGGAUAUGAACGGACCCUCUUUGACCCUGCCAUCGAUCAGCGAAGACGAUGAAAAUGUACCCGACGAGGGGGAAACUUCUCCUUUAUCGCCGCCAAACAAAUCGCCCCUGCACACAUCGAGCCCACGACACGCCAAGUUCAGGGACGAAUACAGGGAGGGAAGGAGAGCAGGAAGGAGCGUGUUGGCGAGAGGAAGAGCGGCGCAGAUGAUCGCCCAAGAAUCCAUGGAGGAGCAUAUCCGAGGAUCGGUGGAAAGACUCGACACCCAAGUGUCCACUUUGCACCAGGACGUGGCUACGCUAAGUUCCGAGGUGAGGAACGCGAUCCAAGCUCUGCAGAAUCUGACGUACUCGCCGCAAAGCAACCCUAACUUGCCGAUGCCGGCGACCAGAGGCAGCGGAGUUCUGGCGCGAAGCUCGUCGCAUCCACCGGACGCGAUCUGCUGGAAUCCAUCGGUGACAUGGAUGAGCGACGGGUCGACGCAAACCGAAUGGCCGGUGGAUCUUUUCGAGCUGUGGAUUCGAGCGCAUCCUCACCGAGUGCUUAGGAUUCUCGAACUCGAUCCAGACGUUCUUCUGAGGCAGCCACCGUCCCCGACACCCUCGCCGUCGUCGCCACCCCCGCCACCCUACGAACCCCUGUCGCCUGUUGCCGGUACCCCGCCACACUCGCCGACGCCGUCGCAAGGGAGUUGCUCGAUUAUGAUUGCAGGGAACGAGAGCUACGUUUUCGGCAACGGCCACGGUGCCCGACACAUUCCUCCCCGUUCAUACAGACGAACGAAUUCCACGUGGGACCCGGAGAACAAGUCGCACAGAUUCAGCGCCGGCGACGCCGAGAACGUGUCCUAUUGCCAGGCGAUGAACAACGUGCGGGGACUGCCGGAGUCAAGAUCGUUGAAGUUCGAUCCGUUCGACAAAUGAACACCUCCGAGAGCAGACAUAUCAGAUGAUCGGGAAACGAGGAGCUAACCGACCGGCGAACUGUACGUACCCAUGUUUUGUCACGCGGACACCGAUCGAGCGCGAAAUCGAGGAGCGAUCGGCUAUGAAAGCAGCAACGAGACCAGCUAGCGAAAGAUCAUCUAUUCGAAGCGUUCUACGAAGCGUACCCUGUCUACCGACGUCGUGGAAUUCCUAAGGUCCUGCGAGUGAUCAAUGGUCUGUAAUGGUCUAGGCGCGAAACAGAGACAGGCACAGCGCCUUAGUUUCAUCGGUUCGAUAUUUAUGGGCGAGGGCGCGGUCGAAAUUACACCCUCGUUAACGUUAUUUUAUCGCGGCCCGGCUAAGGGUGGCUCUCGCACAGUUGCAGCUAGAAGAGCGCCGGCCGCUAAUUCAUUGCAUUGCGAAAGACGGACGCGCGAGCUAAAUGAUUUUUUAAUGAACGGCAGGAAAUAUGCCUUGAACUCCAUCGGAACGUUUCAGCUUGAACAAAUUCGACGGCUGCUGGCCUCUCUGUCAGAUCGGAACCUCUCUAUUACUCAGGCACGUGUACAAUCAAGAAUUCGAAUUUCAAAGUGUUUCAGACGCGAUGCCGUUUCGUGCAAUGUUCUCGUAUUCGUAACUAAACUGAUUUAACGUAAAACCUAACACGCGACGAUCGACGAAACGUUUUUAUAUGAGAUCUAUUUUUUAACACACCGAUCCCACCAUCCCCUCUUCCGAUGUGUGUAACACGAGCGUCGAUGUAAAUACGUAUCUGGUAAUAUCCUAUUUUUCUUCGGAAGAAUCUCGCUUGUAUCAUUCCAUGUAUGUACGUGUUGCUGUGAUUUUAAUUAACCUAGUUAUCGGGACGGUCUCGUUCAAGUUGUCGCGACGUGUAUCUAAACGUGUUCUAUCCGCGACGUAUGCGCCCCAUAAAUAAAUCAGCAGAUCGCGAAAAGAUCGGUAGUGUUCUCGGGAAUCGAUCGACAAGGGAAAAAUAGAGGAAGGGGGAAGAACGUUCAACGUUUCAUAUCGCAGUCGUCCCCGGCGAUGGGAGGACUUUAAAAAUAUCGCGAAGGAGGGGGGAAACUUUUUAGCGUAGCAAUAACGUGCACAAGAGAUUUCGAUGAUGCAUCCGCCGACGUCCAAAUUAGUGUUAAUAGUCACUGUAAAGUAGCCGUGAAACUCGAACGUGUACUUGUUGCAUUCGAACCCGUUGAUUUUCCUAGUAGAUGACACACAAUGAUGUCGUAUGUAUCAUAGAGAGAUAUGUAUUCGCGCGAGUGUAUAUCCAACUUGUAAGUAAUACUUGGAACGGAUUUCAUGUAAAUAGUAUACAUACGUCGCUAUCGGGAAUAUGUGAUAAGGCACGGCUUUGGCCAUGCACGACAAUUGUAUUUGUUCGUCUUCAAUCGGCAUUUGUGAAAAUCACUUCCCGUUCUCGUCCCUGUUCGUCGCAAAGGGUAUAACUUCGAUCCUCGAGCGGACUUCGACGACGAACAGCUCGAUGAGAAAUCGAUCUUCUGGCGCGGCAGAAGAGAUCCACGAAGAACCGCGUCGGAUACGUGUCGAGUAAUUAUCGGCGCGAGUCCGCUCAGGGGGUUGAAAUACGCGAAAACAUUAUGCAAUAUUAGAGAUCACCUUUCCCAGACCAUAAUCGAACCUUGCCGUUUCAUUGGAGACCAAUAGGAUGAUAUCGUAGGAGAGGAAAAUGUAAAGAAUAAUUGCGAUCGCAAUAACAUCGUGUUUUUACAAAUGCCAAUGGAAGUAGCUGUUUUAUAAAUAUUUCAUAUAUUUUGUUAUACUAUUUCUAUGCUCCUCACCUUUAUCGUUCAAGCUACAACAACAACAACAACAACAACAACAUCUCGUGUAAUGUAACGUUGUCUUAACCUACUUCAUGUAUUCUACACUACUUUUUACACUCUUCGAACGAUGAGAAGGGAAACGCUCGUCGUUCUUUAAUAUAAUACAAAGAGAAUGUCAAUAAGCACAAAAUACGAUUAAAUCAUAACGCUCGAAUCUGAGAAACUCUCUCGAGGACGCUCGUUGGAAAAGUAAAAAAGGGAAAAGAAGAGAUAAUAGAAUGUAUACUGUUAUAAACGAAUUCGACGCUGUACUCAUCGUUGGUACUAAACAAAAAGAAACACGAACGACAAAAGAUGAGAAAAUUGCCUCGCCUUAAGACGCGACAAUGUGUGGAUCAUCGUUGCAUGUACGUACAUACGCGGGCACGUGUGUGUGUAAAGUACAUAAGUGCGCGCAUAACUUUCCCCGUGUAAACUUAGUUAAUAAGUUAACGUCGAGGUGCGAGGAUACCGAAGUUACGAGAAACCUUAGCUAAACUUAAUUAAAUUUUUUAUCGCAAAGGUUUUUAAUCGUACUAGUUUAGAGAGAACUUCGAGAUGCAACGGCCUUAAAAACGAAGAUCUAUUUUUCUCACUGCUCUUGAAAAAUACCGAGAAGGGUUAAAAGAAUCAACAAAAAAACGCGAUACAUAUACAUAUCCUCUGUGUAACCGAGGCGCGACGACCAUUGGUUUUCGUUUCGGGAGAGUAUCGAAUAUCAAAACACUAUGCUUGAACGCGUUUCACCGUCUGCCUCUCCGUUCCGAGAACCGGCAACGCGAAAAAUAUCUCACCGUAUUCAAUUAUUCAAAUCCCUAUAUACUCAACCGUUUUCGCGAGCGAAAUAUUAUCGAACGAAUCAUUUAUUCUAACCACGAUCGAGAAUGAAUGUUUUAAUGGCGUCGAGUACACCCAGUUUAUCAUAUCACUCGUACGGAUUACACAUCGGCUGGGAAUUAUUCAUAUAUUGUAUAAACACAGAAAACAAAAAGGAAGCUACAAUUCUAAAACGAUAGAAAUAUAUUUCUAGUUACACGGUCUGGGAGCAGAGUUGGGCAUUAAUCGAUCAUUAAUUAAUGAAGGUAUUGCGAUCGAUUGGUUGACCAGAUGCUUAGGAUGAUUGAAACGAAUUACGUGCUCGUCAAAAAUAGUAACUGAUUUGAUCCGGUGAUUAAAACCUUAAUGGCCCGUCCAAUCGGCGAUUAAACAUUUAAUAGUUUAGUUAAUUGCGAGUAUGUGUACAUCGGUUAAAUUAUAAAGUUAAUCGUUAACUGCAUUAAAUAUUGCCCAACUCUGUCUGGGAGUAACGAGAUCCUGAAAGUAUCUUUGUUAACGAAUCUAGUUGCUUGAUAACGUGCAGAAAAUUUUGCAGAAUGCUUUCACACGGCCGCCGUUUCAGUUUCUAUCUUGUGCCUAUUGUAAAAAUCUUUUCUGCGAUUGUUUCAAGGAAAUGCCGCGUUACAUUUUAAUGUGCGUAUCACACUUUUUAAUUACACAGAGAAAUAACGAUAAAUAGCGGACACAGUCGACAACUGCAAAACCAAUCUACAUUUCGGAAAUAUUUCAAAUGUUUGUAAAUAUUCUUGAAUGCUUAUUGUACAGUGUGCAUCGUAUAAUUGGCAUCCUUCGUUCAUUCGUCUCAUUAUGACAACUGACAAAUAAAAAUAAUCAUUGAAACAUAAAA
This is a messenger RNA of Megalopta genalis, 6880 nucleotides long. RefSeq names its product Eag-like K[+] channel (gene Elk). Gene Ontology annotation, molecular function: voltage-gated potassium channel activity. Lineage: Eukaryota; Metazoa; Arthropoda; Insecta; Hymenoptera; Halictidae. Gene Ontology annotation, biological process: regulation of membrane potential; potassium ion transmembrane transport. The record is from RefSeq and is a predicted model, not a curated record. Gene Ontology annotation, cellular component: plasma membrane.